This is a messenger RNA of Drosophila busckii, 2146 nucleotides long. RefSeq lists its product as uncharacterized. Gene Ontology annotation, molecular function: protein binding. The transcript has 4 exons. The coding region runs from base 47 to 2128 and encodes 693 amino acids. NCBI's taxonomy places the organism in Eukaryota, Metazoa, Arthropoda, Insecta, Diptera, Drosophilidae. The record is from RefSeq and is a predicted model, not a curated record.
CCUUGGCAAACCACGUUCAUCCGCCAUAGUGACUGUUUGAUAUAAAAUGAAAGAAGCGACUGAUACAAAUCCAUGCGGUGCCGGUAGUAAAGCUGGACAGACGAUUAUAUUUCAACAGUUAAGCAAGGAUGAACUAAGGCAGGAUGCUAUACACGAUUUUAUCUGCCAAAGCGUUAAUGGCCAACAGAUAGCGAUGCUGGGCAGCAAGACCGAACUAAUAACAUUGGAAUUAACUAGUAAAUUGAGUAUUAACAAGAACUUUCCUUAUGUAAUUAGCACUAGGCUAACCAGCCAGCUGCGCCCGCUGGAUAAACUAGCUGAGCAAGUGGACUUGCAAGGCAUCUAUGAGCGCAGUAAUGUGCUGGAACUGCAACAGUUGAGUUUGGAAUCGGUUUAUUCAGGUGUAUGCUCGCUGGAAGUGCCUGCGGCCAAGGAAAUUACUGCGAGCUGGGCGCCCAGAAAUCUACCGAACGGGAAAGCGCUGCUGGCGAGCCUAAAUAGUUAUGGUAGCCUGGAGCUGCUGUGCAAAGGAGAAGAGUUAGUUAAUUGGCAGCCUUAUAAGCAAGGCUUGGAUAUUAAUGCGUGCCUGAUGGAAACGCUGCUGCCGCCUUUUUCUAAGUCCGCUGCCAAGAUUGGAAGCUUUAAGAGUUAUCAAGAGUUUAUGCACCGCUGUUGGAUUACCAUGUGCGUCUGGCGGCCAACUAACAAUACCGAUGGUAGCUUGGAACUAUUGCUGGGCACUGCUGCGGGCAGCUUAUGGUUAUUAAAGCUGGAUGCGGAGGCGAAACAAUUGUUAGGACAUGCCACAUUGAACACGGAUCUUGACCGCAUUAGUCUGAUGCGUAUAAAAGAAGAGCUGCUGCUUGUAGCGGAUCAGGAGGGACGGCUUAACUUGUAUAAGUUCAGCUUGGAAGAAGGCUUUUGCUUGAUUAAGCAGCUUUGGCAAAAAGCGGAUCGUUUAGGUCUGCAAGCAGCGUGUAUAACAUACGAUCCACUGGAACAAUGCCACUAUAUAGUUUGCUGCAAAGCGGCGCAUCUGCUUUGCUGGUGCCUGAAGGAUAAUAACAGUUGGUUGGAGACGCGUCUGCAUGUGGGCGGCAUUAAAAUAACAGCUCUUUGUGAAUUGGAAUAUAAUAACUUUGCAGUGGCCACCGCACGCGGUCAGCUCUACAGCAUAAAUCUCAGCCAACAUUCUGGCCAGCUGGGCACCUCAAUGCAGCGCAUAAGCUACGAAGAUAGUGAGAACUUUAAUAUCAUUGGCCUGGUCAACAGUUUACAUCGCAAUUUCCUAACCGUGCUGCUCACACGUACUAAGGAGUAUCUGGUGAAUACGGCGCAUCUUCGUGUGCAGGUGAUUGCUAGUGUGGGCAAGCUCUAUGACAGCUCACCGCUGCAACAGCUAACCAAGCUUAUGAAUCCGCUGGAGCCCAUCAAUAUGUAUCCCGAUCUACUGGCAGACAUACGCAUGCACAUAUUCAAUGAGCAGCAGCUGGAAUUCUAUGUCAACUAUGCGCCCUUGGACAGCUUUAACUUUGAAGACUUGGCUACGGUGGAGCAACUGCAUCAACUACAGCUUAAAUAUCAUGUGCUGCAGGCACUCAGACAGCUGCAAGCUCAACAAUCGUUGCAUGCGUUAAUGUUGCGCAAUACGCAGCAUGAGCUGGAGCUGUUGCUGGUCAUGCUCAGCUUAACCCACAUACGCCUGCGUCUGCAGUAUCUGAACAGCUUGUCGACACUAACAGCAUUCCAGACCAGAGCAGCAUCUGCUCAGCUGACUGCAGCUGGCAACAUUAAAAACAAAUUGGCUGAGCAUUCCUUACCAGAACCAGCGUUUAAUGUGAUUGUAGCCAUGCUGCUGGCACAUAUGGAGCUGCAUUUUGAAACGCUGGAAGAACAGCUGCUAAAGCAGCGCAUUACUGAGACAACGACUGAGCUGCCAGAAGAUGCAGAGCUUUGUAGCAUUUCCUAUCUUCCGCUGACGUUCUCCCUAUCGCGUCACUACUGCACACUGUGCGGUCGCCAGGCCUGGCUGCAGGUCGAGGAACUGCAGCAGCUUUAUCCACCCGGACGCAUGCUGCUCUGUCCUUGCUGCCAUGGACGCUACACUUUGGAAAUCUGUGAUGCAUGAACUUCUAGCAGCGCAGCU